ACAAAGUUGAAAAGAGAAUGUGGGAACUGGACAAGAUUUUAGAGGAACAAGUCGAGCCAUUCAUUAUUGACGUUGGUGCUUCAGGCAGUAGCGAUGAUGAAAGCUCAUCAAGCUCAUCUUUCCAAUAAAAGAUGUCGUUCAUCAAAUUCGGUUUGAUGUUGGAGAGCGAGCGCAAAAUCUUCGAGUUGAUGGACCAGCGGACUCCGAUGUCGAAGUACUGGAUGCCAUUGGUCUGGGCGACGAAUAUCAUCAACAGGGCGAGGAAGGAGUCCAUCAUCACCAGUGAUCAUAUCGUCCAAACGUUGCUCAUGGAACUGUCUGAUAUGAGAAGAAGACUAGGCGCCCUGAUCGGUUAUGAUACUGUCAAUGUGCCAUUGGUGUAUACGCAGGUAGUGUCGUUAGCGCUGUACGUCUAUUUCAUGGCUGCUCUUCUGGGAAGGCAGUUCAUCCCAUACGCGGACAGCAGCAUGCAAAACAAGUGGGAAAACCCGGACAUGUAUUUUCCGUUUUUCACAGCGCUGCAGUUUUGCUUCUACAUCGGCUGGCUGAAAGUAGCCGAGGUGCUGAUCAAUCCGUUCGGAGAAGACGACGACGAUAUCGAGUUGAACUGGUUGAUCGACAGGCAUAUUAAGGCAUCCUAUAUGAUAGUGGACGAAAUGCACGAAGAACAUCCCGAACUCCUGAAGGACCAGUUCUGGGAUGAGGUGGUGCCCAAGGAGCUACCAUAUACGGUAGCCUCAGAGCACUACAGAAAGGAAGAACCCAAGUGUUCCGCCGACUCCUACAAGCCGAAGGCUCAAGAUGCUAUGUACGCUAACAUAGUCGGUCCCAAAAAGUCCUUGUUGCAUGAGGACAUGUACGCUGACUACGAAAGCGUGGACACCCCGAUCGUAGAACGACGGAAGAGUACAAACUGGUUCACAAGACAGAUAUCCAGGACCGGAAUGGGCUCAAUCCGGUCGUCUUCCACAGCAUAUUCCUCUGGAGGCCUGUUCGGCAGACAUCGAGGGAACUCGGUGUACGUGAAUCCGGAAAACGGCCAAGUAGGCAUGGCUGGGUUGCAAAGCGGUACACACCAUCAGAAGAUGUCUAUCUAUGAUAAGCUGGUAGGGAGGAGAUCAGGAAGAAGCAGGAACUUUAAGAAUAGUUCUAAGCUGAAUGGAGCCUCGGCGAUACCGGUGAAGAGUCGUCCGAGGAUACCGACUCCAGACGUUACCAAAGAGGUGGUAGAUAGGGAGAAUAGGUUGGCAGCGAGUGUUGCCCACGUCCAAAGCCAAAUAUCACCAGGACUUACGCUUAUGCCUCAUCAGUUAGCUGCUGGGUACGGUUCCUAUCCAGAUGGUGAUGUGCCAGUCGUACAGGUGGUUCUAUCGCCAAUUCAAGAACUGGACGGCAGCAGCUCAGUGAACAACACGCUGCAUGCUGGCCAACCAGGUACAGCUGCACUAGCUCAAGCGAUAUUAUCUCCUGGAUUAGGUCCCGUUUUAGCCACCCCAGUCAGCGUACCCAUGACUGCAUCUCAGCUGACUUCCUUGGGAUUAACGACGUCACAAAGGAACAGUCCGAUGAUCGACCACCAAAGGGUGCCGUCAUUCCUACAGGCCUUCAACCAGGAAAAGAUAUCCGCUUCUCAACCUUUAACGCUCACCGAGCUGCACGCAGAAGAAGAUCCCCCGUCAAGUAGAAGCAGUAAUGGGUCAUCAGACGGGAAGGACUCCUUCAUCUCGACUCUUUCUAAUACCACAGCCUCGGUAACCUCAAGGAAAUCGCCCGACAACGUGCCACCUGACGCUCAAGAUCAAGAAUCUUUCCACCUGGUCGAGUCUACACCGAGUCCAUCGAUGUCGUUGAGUCUGGACGUCGGGCAGGCCGGACCAGGUCUGAUGACAUUCAGUUCCGAGUUAUCACCGACUGCUCCUCGUGAUAAGAACGGCGUGGAACUGUCUUCACCGAAAAGUCUCGGUGCGGAGACAGAAAGGAAGAUCAGCGCCGCGGAGCCACCUAGCGCGCUAACUUCUCUAAGUUCUAUAAAUAGUGAGAAUGAUAGGAUCAGGAAGAUAUCGGCUAUGAGUGGCGGUGGGAAUAACUCGCCCAAGAGAGAGAUUUACGUUUAAUCCGGACGGAUGCAAGCCUAAGCCUAGUGAACAUUUUCGGGUCGAUUAAAAAUUGAUUGAUAGUAAGGCUCGGUUUUUCAAUCGAACGAGUAGUUAGCUAUCAAAAAGCACUUUUCAAUCUCAACUUUAUCCAAAGCGGUAGCUAACUUCAACCAGAGGAUCAUUUAUUGGGUAUUGGAGAAGAUGGUCACUGACCUAGGGUGAGAAAAGGGCCCCGACAACAAAAUUCACCAAUGAAGGCCGAUUUCUAUAAAAAUCACCACAACCCGGCAACACUGAGUGUGAAAUUGCAUCACUAACGAAGGUCGUGGCCGCUGACUGCUACACGAGAGCACAGGAAAUAGCGCCAAGCCACGUUAAGUACUAAUGGUCGACGCAACUUAUAAAAAGUGGCAUUUAAAGAGAUGGAGAGUAGAGUACCAUUUUUUACCAUAGAAUUAUUAGAAGAGAAGUGUUGUGCUAUAAAAAUAAAAUUCGUAGGAAACUUUAUGGGUUGCCCGAUCAUUUUCUCAUAAAAUGCACAGGUGUGUCUCCAUGUUACAGAGACAUAAGUCAUGAGUGACACGAGACACAAAUAUAGAACAACACGAAACGCGUAGAACACGAUAAUUCAGGGAUAAAAGCAGCGUUGCCGCGGCAACGGUGUUUGUAGUGUUAACCAGAACUUGAAAAACGAAUUCAAAGGCAAAUGACAGUCAACUUCCAAGUUAUAGUUACUUGACUUAAAAGUUGACUAGCGAUUGAAAUACCGGUACGUUAUCCAAAGCGGUAGCUAACUUCAACCAGAGGAUCAUUUAUUGGGUAUUGGAGAAAAUGGUCACUGACCUAGGGUGAGAAAAGGGCCCCGACAACAAAAUUCACCAAUGAAGGCCGAUUUCUAUAAAAAUCACCACAACCCGGCAACACUGAGUGUGAAAUUGCAUCACUAACAAAGGUCGUGGCCGCUGACUGCUACACGAGAGCACAGGAAAUAGCGCCAAGCCACGUUAAGUACUAAUGGUCGACGCAACUUAUAAAAAGUGGCCUUUAAAGAGAUGGAGAGUAGAGUACCAUUUUUUACCAUAGAAUUAUUAGAAGAAGAGAAGUGUUUUGCUAUAAAAAUAAAAUUCGUAGGAUAAAGAAGGGUUGCCCGAUCAUUUUCUCAUAAAAUGCACAGAUGUGUCUCCAUGUUACAGUGACAUAAGUCAUGAGUGACACGAGACACAAAUAUAGAACAUCACGAAACGCGUAGAACACGAUAAUUCAGGGAUAAAAGCAGCGUUGCCGCGGCAACGGUGUUUGUAGUGUUAACCAGAACUUGAAAAACGAAUUCAAAGGCAAAUGACAGUCAACUUCCAAGUUAUAGUUACUUGACUUAAAAGUUGACUAGCGAUUGAAAUACCGGUACGUUAUCCAAAGCGGUAGCUAACUUCAACCAGAGGAUCAUUUAUUGGGUAUUGGAGAAAAUGGUCACUGACCUAGGGUGAGAAAAGGGCCCCGACAACAAAAUUCACCAAUGAAGGCCGAUUUCUAUAAAAAUCACCACAACCCGGCAACACUGAGUGUGAAAUUGCAUCACUAACAAAGGUCGUGGCCGCUGACUGCUACACGAGAGCACAGGAAAUAGCGCCAAGCCACGUUAAGUACUAAUGGUCGACGCAGCUUAUAAAAAGUGGCCUUUAAAGAGAUGGAGCGUAGAGUACCAUUUUUUAGCAUAGAAUUAUUAGAAGAAGAGAAGUGUUGUGCUAUAAAAAUAAAAUUCGUAGGAAACUUUAUGGGUUGCCCGAUCAUUUUCUCAUAAAAUGCAUAGAUGUGUCUCCAUGUUACAGUGGCAUAAGUUGUCAUGAGUGACACGAGACACAAAUACCGAACAUCGCGAAACACAUAGAACACGAUAAUUCAGGGAUAAAAGCAGCGUUGCCGCGGCAACGGUGUUUGUAGUGUUAACCAGAACUUGAAAAACGAAUUCAAAGGCAAUUGACAGCCAACUUCCAAGUUAUAGUUACUUGACUUAAAAGUUGACUAGCGAUUGAAAUACCGGGCCUAAGAGUCACAUUUAUACAAUUUCUUCGUUUGGAUUUUGAGCAAGCAGUAACGUUUCCUUUAAGAACGUUGAAGGGGGGAUUUAACAUUUGCGUUUCAAGGUAGGCUGUAACAGUUGUCUACAAAAAAAAUUCAAAUUUUCAAUCAUAAAAAAUUUCAGAAAUUUUUACAUGGCCUACUUUAGGGAAUAGAUACAAUUUUAGUUCUCGAUGCUGUUGCAUUUUUGUUAGAAAAUAAUUUAUUUAGCGAAUUUCUUACAGUGAGAGUAUUAAUUAUAUUGUAUAAUUUACUUGUGAUAUGAUGUACUAUAGUUUCAGAACUCUGCAUAUUUGAAAUAUAUGUGAUGAUUUUUUUGUAAAAAUGUGCUCAUAGUUAUUAAAAAGUAUAUACAUAUAGCUCUACGGAUAGUUUUUUAUGUUAUAUAGGGUAUUCGAAAAAUAGACGGAUAUAUUUUAGAAGGUGGUUCCUUUUUAAAAAACAUGAAAAAAAGUUUAUCUAAACAUGGAUCCGGAAAUGCAGGAUUUUCAAAAUACAGGGUGAUGAGUUAAUAAAAAAAAUUAAACUUUAGAGAAAUUUCGCAAAUAAAAUUACGUGAAUAAUCCUUUUCUAGAAGAACUGACGCGCAAAUGUCAAACCUCUAUACAGGGAUGAUUUUUUGUGCAAAAAUUAAUAAACCAUUUUUGUCCAGUGACAAACGGUUUUUAUUUUUUUUCUCCAAAACGAACUGAGGUACUAUGCAAAGAAAUGUAUUUUUAUGUGCUUAAUCGAACAACAAAUAUAAAAGUUACAAAACUGCCCCCGGGACGCCACUGGACCUAAUUAUUCUAAUCUGUUAAGGGCUAAAUUAUCCCCUUAACACAACAAAUAAUAUUGCUAAAUUUCAACCCGAUCGAGAAAUAUUUUUUUAAGGUAUAUAAAAAAGCCAAAACAAAUUUUAAAUUUGUAUUUUGAAAACUCAUGUUUAUAGAAAAUGAAAUAUUUCCGUCUAUUUUUCGAACACACCGUAUGAUCAGGCGCACAAGGGGUGCCAGGGGGAACCGCCCCCUCGAUAAUUCGGUUGGACUUCAAAUUUUGCACAUUUAGGAUUUAUUGUGUACCAUUUUGAGGAUCUGCAGGAUUUGCCACCCCCCUGAGAAAAGUUUUUAGGGCAGUUUCGCUUUCGCAAAAAGUUUUCUCUCGCCAAUGAUCGGCCCCCGUGAGAAAAAUUCCAGCGGGCACCUAUGUACAUGUUUGAGUUGUUUAGUAAGUUAUUAGUUUUUUGAAACUAGAUGUUUAUAUUAACUUUACACAUUGUAAAUGCCUAUAUAAUUUGACAUAUUCAGAGAUGAUGUUAUUGAGGGUUGUAAUAAAGAGG
Acanthoscelides obtectus is the source of this 5490-nucleotide messenger RNA. The record is from the annotation of a GenBank genome assembly. NCBI's taxonomy places the organism in Eukaryota, Metazoa, Arthropoda, Insecta, Coleoptera, Chrysomelidae.